AUGGGCCAAACAGACUCCAAGCUUGCUCAGUACCGAGAACAUGUAUUCAGGCUUGCCGAUUUGGUUCCAACACCGUUGUAUUCGCCGUCAGUAAGCUAUCAAGAGAUUAUUCGAUACUACAAUGAUCCCAAUUCGUGGUCGCGUAAAGACUUCCCAGACCCGUUUUCCGCGUAUUUCAAUGCAUUCGUGGUACCCACGGCUGAAGCCCGCGACAUUUACUCAAUGGUAUCGUCGCAAGAACUGCAAUUCAUCUGCGACUCUAACAUGACGAAUUUCACCAAUUUUGUGCGCUUUGUUGCGUUCAAAAUUCACGUCUUGUCUUGCCUGCUUCAAAAUUGCGAUUCUGCAGUGACUUUCAAAUUACGCGAAAGCCAGUUGCUUACGUGCACGCGGUUGUUGACGAAAGUGAUGCCAAUUUUUUUCGAAAUGGAUGUGGACCAAAAAGAGGAAGACUCCAUAUUCUGGAACCAAAACAGCUCCCGUGUCUUGCAGUGCGAUGGUCUGAUCUCGGAGGAAAACGCUCGACUCAACGUCAACCAUGUUUCUUUCGAGCCCCAGGAUGUGGUGCCCCUGGGCGUUCUGAUCGUACAGGCCUGCGUGAAACUACUGUUCAUCAAAGGUUUCACCGCUUCUCUCACAAGACAAGCACCCAAAGAGUUCGGCAAGACCUCUUUUCUUCUAUGGGAAAAUGGCAUAAAUACACCAGAGACAAAUUAUACCCAGCCCAAUCCAACCUUGGACGCGAAUCGACUAGAAAUUUUACGCCUCUUGCUGACGUUGUCAUCCAAACAGCUGUAUUCUCAAGCUAUACCCAAGUUCCUGGCUGUACUGACCACCUCGAUACCUGAAUUUCACAGUAUUUGCCUUACUUCUUCGCUGAUAAACCUUGCGUGCCGAUCUUGCCGCAGUAAUGAUGAUAACAACGGCCUGCAAUACCCAUCAAACUCUUAUCAUUCUUCCUCAAAAAGUAGCCAGCUGACGUCUAUGAGAAAGGCCCUGACCAUGACAGGGCUUCAAUUGCUCAAUAUAUCAAUGUUGUGCCCACUUGAUAGGGAGCACGAAAAUAAGACUCAAUUGUUUCUGUAUGGUCUCAACCUAUACUCGACCAAUUACAAAAUCAACAAUCUGGUUCUAACCUACCUGAGUACUUUGACAAGAGAGUUUGACCUCAAGUUCAUCUUGGUAAACUUGGCAACUCUUCUCAAGAGGCCGAUGGAACAAGCCAUCGAAAUGGAAUCCAAUCCCUUUUACUUAUUAGGUAAUUCCGCGGGCGGAUCUACUAAUGGAAAAAGGACCACUCAGGGCAGAGCUAGCAUCUCCAAAGGCAUCACACAAUCUCGCCCUUUGCCUCAUCUACCCCGAGUCACUUUGCAAGUCGUUAUUUUGUUGUGGGAACUCAUGAAGUGCAACAAGUCGUUCGAAAACUAUGUGGCCGACAAGUAUGCGAAUAAGUUGAUUGUGGUGUGCAUUUACUACAUCAAGAACUUUUCAGAAGCUUCUGAGCGGCAUCCGGAUUUCAUUCCGCUGAUCUCAGGCUUCGCAACGUACUUGUCCUCCAAAAAGUUGGUCUUAUCAAAGAUGCAGUAUUGUUUCAAUGUAAACUAUUACGCCAAUAAGAUUCCGGAUUCUUUCAAAAUUUCAGUGGGUGACGCCGGUCGACUUACCUUCAGAGACUUCGCUAUAAUGCACCUAUCUAAUAUGGCUGGCACGCAGGUGAAAAAUAACACUGUCCUAAAUGCAUCGUUAUUUGAAAUCAUUUUCAAUUUGCUAUGUGUUCCUGUUGAGAUCUUGGACGAGGAUCUUGUACAGCUUUCGUCCGACAAAACGGGCAAGACCACUGGGAUAGGAUAUAAUGCAUCUGUUGCAUUGUUGAGACUAGUGGCUAGAAUGACUACAAGAGAAUUUCUUAAAUCUUUUACAGAUGACGAUAGCGAUGCUAGUUCUGGAUCUUCUAAUGAAGAAUUAGAAAAUUCGGGGAACAAGAAAGUAACGAAAAGAGGCUAUGGGACAUCACCAGGAUUUAAAUUAGAUCUGCUUGCUCUAUUGAUUCAGGCGUUCAACAGCUGUGUGAUCAACCACUUCAAGGACAGCAAGCAUCUUCUAUUCGUAUUCUGCAGACAACAGAAUGUUAUAAAACAGCUUCAAAGUAAUCUGGCAGAGAUUUCUUCGGAACUCAAUUAUGAUUACAUGGAACAUACCAGAAAUGCAGGUAGGACGAUGGCCCUACACAUUGAUGACUAUUUUGAUGAUUCUCUACCAGGGGACAUUAGAUACAAUUGGCAAAAUGACAGACUUAACUCUGACCAUGACGACUAUGACUUGAUAGAAAAAGCUCAACUUCAAUCACUAAUGAUCUUUGAGCCGCAUCGACAAGAAGUGGAGGAAGUGGAACGUGCAGCCGAACGAGUGGCUCAAGGAUCACCUAAUAAGACAAUCGAGCUUUAUGAACAUGCAGAUAAUGAACAAGACAGUAUAAUGGAGUCAACGGCACUUUUGUUGGCUUUAAGACCUCAUAGACCUUUUGGACUGACAUUUCGGAGGAAACUUAAACUAAGAAAAGACGAGAGCCUCGUAAAUUCUUGGUUAGGCGCAGAACCUCUUUGUUUGAUGACAACUAUUAUUCGCGUGGUGACAAAAGAGUUCCCGACAAUUUUUGAAGUCUCCGGAGACAAGUACUUGCUGCAGUUGCGGUCGAUUCUCAAAUUUGAAGAUGUUUUGAAGCAACAAUUGCAAUUAAUGGUACCGACACAGGUGGAUCUACUUGGAAGCGAUUGUAAAACCUUAAAACUGAAUUGGACGUCAAAUAAUUUGGCAUCUUUAUGGUAUCGUUCCACAGUAUGGAAAGAUAUUUUCGACUUCAACAGCGUCCCUUUCAUUAGCACCUUCAGCAAAGAAGGUACCCAACAAGAUGCAGGGCCACAAUCCUACUCGCAAAAUCCCUCGCAGCCUCAGACGCCCAAACUGGAAAGGUGGAAUUCUCAAGGCUCAUCACUAUCCCGGACAAACAGUAAUAACAGCCUGAGCACCAAUUACCUAUUACAUCAAGAAUCAAACUCAAUGCCGAACAGCGCGCCCAAUAGCCCGGUUGUCGGCUCAGGAUUCUCUUCUUGGGUGAGUGGUAAAUCUCAUACAGGCAGUCAGACCAGCGAAAGAUCCUCCAUUUUCGGGUUUUCAUGGGCAGGAUUUCACAAGCCUCAGACAGCGAAGAUUGACGAAGAAUCAGAAAGCGAAAACAGUGACACGAGUAGUCCACAGGGUGGAUCUUUCGUGCUCGACCCCGGACUUUUAAAACCAAACGUUUGGGUCGGCACAAGAAUUUCAUUAUUCAAGGUAACAGUGGAUGAAAGAGAAAACUAUAGUCUGGUUGACAUGACAUCGAACUUUUUGCGGAAGCUGAGAUUUGGAGGAUCCUCGCAGGCAAGCGCUCCAGAAGGGAUAAUGGUGACUUCAGGUACACUGACCCCAGGGACUUCACGUCCUUGGACUCCACGGGGCUCUUUGACAGGCACGGCACUUCCUGCGGGCUCUAGAGCUACAAAAUAG
Molecule: messenger RNA, 3543 nt
Organism: Lachancea sp. 'fantastica'
Lineage: Eukaryota; Fungi; Ascomycota; Saccharomycetes; Saccharomycetales; Saccharomycetaceae
Source: the annotation of a GenBank genome assembly